CUUUGCCUUCCUCACUCCUGCAUCUGAGCUCCAUCUCUACCAGCAGCAUGAGCCGCCAGUUCACCUGCAAGUCGGGAGCUGCCACCAACAGGGGCUUCAGCGGCUGCUCUGCAGUGCUCUCUGGGGGAAGUUCGUCCUCCUACCGGGCAGGAGGCAAAGGGCUAAGUGGGGGCUUUGGCAGCCGGAGCCUCUACAGCCUUGGGGGCACCCGGAGCAUCUCCCUCAAUGUAGCUGGCAGCAGCGGAAAGAAUGGAGGUUUUGGAUUUGGCCGGGGCCGGGCCAGUGGCUUUGCUGGCAGCAUCUUUGGCAGCGUGGCCCUAGGGCCUACAUGCCCAGCUGUGUGCCCACCUGGAGGUAUCCAUCAGGUCACUGUCAAUGAGAGCCUCCUGGCCCCCCUCAAUGUGGAGCUGGACCCUGAGAUCCAGAAAGUGCGGGCCCAAGAGCGGGAGCAGAUCAAGGCUCUGAACAACAAGUUUGCUUCCUUCAUCGACAAGGUGCGCUUCUUGGAGCAGCAGAACCAGGUGUUGGAGACCAAGUGGGAGCUGCUGCAGCAGUUGGACCUGAACAACUGCAAGAACAAUCUGGAGCCCAUCCUGGAAGGCUACAUCAGCAACAUGCGGAAGCAGCUGGAGACCCUGUCUGGGGACCGGGUGAGGCUGGACUCGGAGCUGAGGAACGUACGGGACGUGGUGGAGGACUACAAGAAGAGGUACGAGGAGGAGAUCAACAGACGGACAGCUGCAGAGAACGAGUUUGUGCUGCUCAAGAAGGAUGUGGAUGCGGCUUAUGCCAAUAAGGUCGAGUUACAGGCCAAGGUGGACUCCAUGGACCAGGACAUCAAGUUCUUCAAGUGUCUCUUUGAAGCUGAGAUGGCUCAGAUCCAGUCUCACAUCAGUGACAUGUCUGUCAUCCUAUCCAUGGACAACAACCGCAACUUGGACCUGGACAGUAUCAUCGAUGAGGUCCGGGCUCAGUAUGAAGACAUCGCUCUGAAGAGCAAGGCUGAGGCUGAGGCCCUGUACCAGACCAAGUUCCAGGAGCUGCAGCUGGCAGCUGGCCGGCAUGGAGAUGACCUCAAAAACACCAAGAAUGAAAUCACAGAGCUCAAUCGGUUCAUCCAGAGACUCCGCUCAGAGAUUGAGAAUGCAAAGAAGCAGGCUUCUAACCUGGAGACCGCCAUUGCCGAUGCUGAGCAGCGAGGAGACAAUGCACUCAAGGAUGCCCGGGCCAAGCUGGAUGACCUGGAGGGUGCCCUGCACCAGGCCAAGGAUGAGCUGGCUCGGUUGAUGCGUGAAUACCAGGAGCUCAUGAGCCUGAAGCUGGCCCUGGACAUGGAGAUCGCCACCUAUCGCAAGCUGCUGGAGAGUGAGGAGUGCAGAAUGUCGGGAGAAUAUCCAUCCCCUGUCAGCAUCUCCAUCAUUAGCAGCACCAGCGGCAGCAGCGGCUAUGGCUUCCGGCCCAGCACUGUCAGCGGCGGCUAUGUGGCCAACAGCACCAGCUGCAUCUCUGGUGUGUGCAGUGUCCGUGGCGGGGAGAGCAGGAGCCGGUCCAGUGAUUACAAGGAUACCCUGGGGAAGGGCACCAGCCUGAGCGCCUCCUCCAAGAAGAGUGGUCGGUAG
Molecule: messenger RNA, 1619 nt
Organism: Dipodomys spectabilis (banner-tailed kangaroo rat)
Lineage: Eukaryota; Metazoa; Chordata; Mammalia; Rodentia; Heteromyidae
Gene: Krt71
Product: keratin 71
Exons: 9
Coding region: 48-1619 (523 amino acids)
Biological process (GO): keratinization; intermediate filament organization
Cellular component (GO): keratin filament
Molecular function (GO): structural constituent of skin epidermis
Source: RefSeq, a predicted model, not a curated record